Molecule: messenger RNA, 2032 nt
Organism: Charadrius vociferus (killdeer)
Lineage: Eukaryota; Metazoa; Chordata; Aves; Charadriiformes; Charadriidae
Gene: POMT2
Product: protein-O-mannosyltransferase 2
Exons: 20
Coding region: 1-1983 (660 amino acids)
Biological process (GO): protein O-linked glycosylation
Cellular component (GO): membrane
Molecular function (GO): mannosyltransferase activity
Source: RefSeq, a predicted model, not a curated record
AUGGGAAGUUACUACAUUAAUCGGACCUUCUUCUUUGAUGUCCACCCCCCUUUAGGGAAGAUGCUGAUUGGACUUGCUGGCUAUCUUAGUGGAUAUGAUGGUACAUUUCCUUUCCAAAAGCCAGGGGACAGAUAUGAGCAGCACAACUACGUGGGAAUGAGAGCGUUCUGUGCGUUCCUUGGCUCCUGCCUGGUUCCCUUCGCCUACCUCACAGUGUUGGAACUGUCAAAGUCACUGCCAGCAGCCUUACUCACAGCUUUCAUCCUUAUUUUUGAUACGGGCUGUAUUACUUUGUCGCAAUAUAUUCUGCUGGACCCCAUUCUGAUGUUCUUCCUUAUGGGAGCUGUUCUGAGUAUGGUGAAAUGUAACAGCUGUGCGGAUAGGCCAUUUUCGGCCUCCUGGUGGUUCUGGCUGAGUCUGACUGGCGUGAACCUUGCUGGAGCAAUGGGGGUAAAGUUUGUUGGUCUUUUUGUAGUCCUCUUGGUUGGCCUGAACACAAUUUAUGACCUAUGGGACUUGCUGGGGAACCUCAGCCUGUCACUGGUCAUGUUUGGGAAACAUUUACUGGCUCGUGUACUCUGCCUCAUCCUGCUCCCGCUUGCCCUCUACAUGGCUAUGUUUGCUGUUCAUUUUACAGUAUUAAAUAAAAGUGGUCCUGGGGAUGGUUUCUUCAGUUCAGCAUUUCAGUCCCAGCUGAUCGGGAACAAUCUUCAUAAUGUCUCCAUUCCAGAGCACUUGGCGUACGGGUCUGUGGUCACAAUGAAGAACCUUCGGAUGGCAGGGGGAUACCUUCACUCCCACUGGCACCUCUACCCGGAAGGCGUUGGGGCUCGCCAGCAGCAGGUCACUGCCUACUUACAUAAAGAUUUGAAUAACCUGUGGAUUAUAAAGAAACAUGAUUCAGAUACAGCAGAUCUGUCACACCCCUCGAGCCCUGUGGAGUUUGUGAGGCACGGAGAUAUUAUUCGUCUGGAACAUAAAGAAACUUCUAGAAAUCUUCACAGUCACCAGCAUGAGGCUCCCCUGACAAGGAAGCAUUUUCAGGUCACUGGCUAUGGAAUAAACGGCACAGGAGACUCCAAUGAUUUCUGGCGGAUUGAAGUGGUUGGCAGAAAGGCUGGGAAGCUCAUCAAAGUCCUGCGGAGUCAAGUCCGGCUAACCCAUGUGGCCACAGGGUGUAUAUUGGGCUCUUCUGGAAAGACUCUACCAAAAUGGGGUUGGGAACAAGUGGAAGUCACCUGCACACCAUACCUGAAGGAGAGUCCCAAUUCCCUCUGGAACUUUGAAGAUCACAUUAACCCAAAGUUGCCCAAUAUCAGCCUGGAUGUUUUGAAGCCGUCCUUUGCAGAAAUUCUGCUAGAAUCCCACAUGGUUAUGAUCCGGGGCAACAGUGGCCUCAAACCAAAGGAUAAUGAAGUUACAUCCAAACCUUGGCACUGGCCGAUAAACUACCAGGGCCUGCGUUUUUCUGGUGUCAAUGAGACUGAUUAUCGGGUUUACUUGCUGGGAAACCCGGUGAUUUGGUGGCUAAAUCUGGUCACUAUUGGGUUGUAUCUUUUGAUAGCAGUUUCCACUGCAGUGACCCUGAAGAGAGGUGUCCAACUGAGAUCUGAACUCAAAGAACUGUCCAGAGUCGUGCUACGUGGUGGAGGGCAGAUCACGCUGGGCUGGCUCCUUCAUUACCUCCCUUUUUUUAUGAUGGGACGAGUUCUCUACUUUCACCACUACUUUCCUGCCAUGCUUUUUUCCAGCAUGUUGACAGGAAUCACCUGGGACACAUUACUGAAGUUCUGCACUGGGUUCUUGUCACCCAGCACUACAGCUAGAAAAGUAUAUGGAGGGGGGUUCCUGGCACUGAUUCUGCUCAUCGUGUACAGCUUCUACCUCUUCCAUCCUCUGUCCUAUGGGAUGGUAGGACCCAUGGCCUCUGACCCUAGCAGCCCCAUGGCGGGCCUCCGGUGGAUGGACUCCUGGGAGUUCUAGAGCCAGCAAAGGGAGCCUGGGAACAGCGGCUGAGAAGCAUGAGAUCUGC